AUGCUGGUGGCCGAGGAUGAACGGCCUGUGGAUGCUACCAAGCAAGCUGAAGCAGGAGAGAAAGAACCACCUACAGCCCAGACCGUCGAGACCGACGAUGAGAGCAUCUCCUCCCAGGAUCAGACUGGUAUUCGAAUGAUUGAGGCGACGACAAAAGUAUGGAGUACGUCGAAUCUGGUGAUGGCCUAUGUAAUGAUUUGGAUCAUCGCGUUUGUCGACACAAUGCAGCAAGGAAUGUCGGGCUCAUUGACUCCAUAUGUCACGAGCAGCUUCAACGAACACUCAUUGACGGCAGCAACAUCCAUCAUGUCAGGAAUCAUUGGCGGCCUCUUCAAGUUGCCUCUGGCUAAGAUACUGGAUAUCUGGGGACGACCUCAGGGCUUUGCUUUAAUGAUGGUCGUGCUGACGAUAGGCCUGGUUAUGAUGGCUGGAUGUAACAACGUGAAAACGUAUGCUGCGGCACAGGUUUUCUAUUGGGUUGGGUAUAACGGCAUGACCUACACUAUAUCAAUCUUCAUCGCUGAUACUUCCUCUCUCAAAAAUCGAGGACUCAUGCUGGCGUAUGUCGGUUCACCUUACAUCGCGACAGUCUGGAUCGGAGGACCACUAGCAACUGCCUUCUUGAACGGCCCAGGAUUCCGCUGGGGUUUCGGUGCUUUUGCUAUCAUCACUCCAGUCAUCACGUCGCCGUUGCUUGCCUUGUUUACCUGGAACUACCUAAAGGCCAAAAAGGCUGGUCUGUUGCCGCCCAAAGUUGACGAAAACCGCAGCGUUCUCCAGUCGCUUAAGCACUAUGCUAUCGAGUUCGACGUCAUCGGUAUCAUUCUUCUCAGCGGAGGACUGGCCUUGUUCUUGUUGCCGUUCAGUCUAUACUCCUAUCAAGCAGACGGAUGGCGGUCCUCCAUGAUCAUCUGCAUGAUCAUCUUCGGUGGCCUCCUUAUCAUCACCUUCGCCGUCUACGAACGCUUCUGGUCUCCUAGAUGCUUCAUCCCAUUCCACCUCCUCACUGACAGAACCGUGUUGGGGGCCUGCAUAUUAGCGGCUACGUUAUUUGUCAGCUUCUACAUCUGGGACACGUACUUCUCCUCCUUCCUGCAGGUCGUCAACGACCUCUCCAUCACACAAGCAAGCUACAUCGGCAACAUCUACAGCAUAGGGUCCUGCUUCUGGUCUCUUGUUGUCGGUGUGCUGAUCCGGUGGAGUGGCCGGUUCAAGUGGCUCGCACUGUACUUCGGUGUACCGCUCACCAUCCUCGGUGUCGGGCUCAUGGUGCAUUUUCGGCAACCCGACGUCAACAUCGGAUACAUCAUCAUGUGCCAGAUCUUCAUCGCCUUUGCGGGCGGGACCCUCGUCAUUUGCGAACAGAUGGCGGCCAUGGCGGCUGUCUCGCAUCAGUACAUCGCCGUCGUGAUGGCCGUCGAGUCCAUGUUCAGUAGUAUCGGCGGCGCGGUGGGCUCGACCAUCGCAGCAGCCAUCUGGACGGGCGUCUUUCCCAAAAGACUGACCGAGUAUCUGCCCGAAGAAGAGCAGGGCAAUCUCACCCAAAUCUACGGAAGUCUGCCCGUGCAAAGGUCAUAUCCGGUGGGCAGUCCCGCGCGAAUCGCUAUCAAUCGUGCGUACGGCGAGAGCCAAAAAGUGAUGUUGAUCGCUGCGACGGUAAUUCUGGUGAUUGCGAUUGGUGCGACGGUUGUUUGGAGGGAUAUCAAGGUGAAAGACUUUAAGCAGGUCAAGGGUCGGGUUGUUUAG
Aspergillus wentii DTO 134E9 is the source of this 1746-nucleotide messenger RNA. RefSeq lists its product as uncharacterized. NCBI's taxonomy places the organism in Eukaryota, Fungi, Ascomycota, Eurotiomycetes, Eurotiales, Aspergillaceae. The coding region runs from base 1 to 1746 and encodes 581 amino acids. The transcript has 4 exons. The record is from RefSeq and is a predicted model, not a curated record. Gene Ontology annotation, biological process: transmembrane transport. Gene Ontology annotation, molecular function: transmembrane transporter activity.